This is a messenger RNA of Prosopis cineraria, 1035 nucleotides long. RefSeq lists its product as uncharacterized. Lineage: Eukaryota; Viridiplantae; Streptophyta; Magnoliopsida; Fabales; Fabaceae. The coding region runs from base 80 to 868 and encodes 262 amino acids. Gene Ontology annotation, biological process: protein import into nucleus. The record is from RefSeq and is a predicted model, not a curated record. Gene Ontology annotation, cellular component: nucleus. The transcript is spliced from 6 exons.
UGGAGUGACGACUCGCAACCUAGCGCCAAAGGAUAUUAAAUUUGGAGACCACCGUUUCGCCUUCGCGCGAGGGAGAACAAUGGAACACCGGCAAAGUACAGUAUCUUCAGCGUAUAAGCGACCAUCUCUGAAAUCCAAUUCUCAAUUCAACAAAUCUCGCAUCUGGAAAGACAAGUUGAGGGAAAAUUGCUACAAAAGGGUACGAGAGGGCCGGACUCGCUUACUCUGGAAAAUGAGAAUAGCUACUUCUCAGUCAUGCAAGCAAAAUCAAGAGGAUAUAAUCAGAUCUGCACUCCAGGAUAUUGUAUCUGAUGAACUUAAGAAAAUGAAGGAAUUGUCAUUUUAUAACCCAUCUAAGAAUCCAACUUCUGAUUCUGAGCUUGACGACAUCCUAUGGGAAUACGAUGGUGUUCAUACUACUUACCAGGGUGAAUGUGAAGAGAUGCUGCUCGAAAUGCAAAGGAUAUUUUAUGAGGAUCUAAAAGCUGAACCAAAUAUAGAAGCCAUCGAUUGCAUAAGUGAAACAUGGCAAGAUGAAGAAGAUGAGUUCUUGGCUUGUGCACUUUUUGAGCAUAUGCAACUAAAUUCAGAGGAGACACAAAGACAAGAGAUCUGGUGCCCUAUUUGCAAACAAGGAGAGCUUAAAGAGAAUCGUGAUCUUAUAUACUGCACCCGUUGUGAACUUCGACUAAGUAAAGCCAAUGAGCUUACUUUGGACUUCUUGCGAGGUCGACUAGCUGAUGCUUAUACUGAGCAUUUUAACAAAGGCUGCAGAUUGAAGCCCAAAUUUUGUCUGGAGACAAGAUUUAAUUUAACAGCAUUGUAUAUUUCAUGUGAAGGUUGUGAUACAUUUGAAAUUGUAAUUUAAAAUUAUUGUUGAAGUUUUUUUUUUAAAAAUAAUUUGGGUCUGUUUAGGUUUGGCUCAAUGAGUUAAUUGUAAUUCUUCCUAUUCCUAUCCCCAAGAAGGAUCCUAAUCUCCCUAGUGUUUGAAAGUAGUUUGUAAGUUCUAAUAUGAAGAUAGAUUAUAAAAUUGUG